This is a messenger RNA of Heteronotia binoei (common prickly gecko), 1620 nucleotides long. RefSeq names its product iroquois homeobox 2 (gene IRX2). The transcript is spliced from 4 exons. Gene Ontology annotation, molecular function: RNA polymerase II cis-regulatory region sequence-specific DNA binding; DNA-binding transcription factor activity, RNA polymerase II-specific. Gene Ontology annotation, cellular component: nucleus. Gene Ontology annotation, biological process: neuron differentiation; regulation of transcription by RNA polymerase II; cell development. NCBI's taxonomy places the organism in Eukaryota, Metazoa, Chordata, Lepidosauria, Squamata, Gekkonidae. The record is from RefSeq and is a predicted model, not a curated record. The coding region runs from base 13 to 1620 and encodes 535 amino acids.
GGCGGCCCAGCCAUGUCCUACCCGCAGGGCUACCUCUACCAGCCGCCGGGCUCGCUGGCGCUCUACUCGUGCCCGGCCUACGGGGCGUCGGCGCUGGCGGCCCCUCGCAGCGAGGAACUGGCGCGCUCCUCCUCCGGCUCGGCCUUCAGCCCCUACCCGGGAUCGGCGGCCUUCAGCGCCCAGGCGGCGGCCCCCGGCUUCGCCAGCCCGCUCCACUACUCCACCGACCCCGCCGCAGCCGCCUUCCCCUCCUACAUGAGCUCGCCCUACGACGCCCACACGACGGGCAUGAGCGGGGCCAUCAGCUACCACCCCUACGGCAGCCCGGCCUACCCCUACCAGCUCAACGACCCGGCCUACCGCAAGAACGCCACGCGCGACGCCACCGCCACGCUGAAGGCCUGGCUGCAGGAGCACCGCAAGAACCCCUACCCCACCAAGGGCGAGAAGAUCAUGCUGGCCAUCAUCACCAAGAUGACCCUCACGCAGGUCUCCACCUGGUUCGCCAACGCCCGGCGGCGCCUCAAGAAGGAGAACAAGAUGACGUGGGCGCCGCGCAACAAGAGCGAGGACGAGGAGGACGACGUGGACGCCGACGGCGGCGGGGGCGGCCUGCGGGCCAAAGAGGCCGCCUCGGACAAAGGGCGCGACAGCAAUGAGGCGUCGGCCGAGGACGAAGGGAUCAGCCUGCAGGUGGACUCGCUCACCGACCACUCCUGCUCGGCGGAAUCGGACGGCGAGAAGGCGCCCUGCAGCAGGCCCGGCGGGGACCCGCUUGGCGAGUCGGGCUCGGGGGGAAAGGACAAAUAUGCCGAGAUGGAGGACGACGACGACGACGACGACGGAGAGGAGGAGGACGACGACGAGGAGGAGGAAGACGGAGAGGAGGCGAGCCGCGGCCUGCGGCCCAAGCCGGUCACCUCGUCGCCCCUCACCGGCGUGGAAGCGCCGCUCCUGGGGCAGCAGUCGGGCGAGGACGCCUCUCGGAACGCCGCCAAAGCGCUCUUGCCCGCCGCCUCCUCGCACUCCACGCCCGCCAGCAAGCCCAAGCUCUGGUCGCUGGCCGAGAUCGCCACCUCGGACCUUAAGCACUCGCAGCCGCCGCCGCCGCCCGGCCUGGGGCCCGCCUGCCCGCCCGCCGCCCCCCACAGCGCUGCCCCCGCCGCCUACCCGGCCUCCUCGCUCCUGGGCCGGCACAUUUACUACACCUCGCCUUUUUAUAGCAACUACACCAACUACGGGAACUUCAGCGCCCUGCAGGGCCAGAGCCUCCUGCGCUACAACUCGGCCGCCGUGGCUUCGGGCGAGGGACUGGGCCAGGCCGUCUUAAGCGGCAGCGGGACCGCGGCGCACAAGCAGGGGGCGGAGAACGCGCUGAAAAGCCUCGCCGGCCACCUGGAGCAGCAGCGCUACAAGCCCGCCAGCCCCGACGCCAAGAAAGGUAGGCAGAAGGAGCUCCGUCUUCCGGGGGAGGGGGCGGUUUUGGCAAGGCGAGGGCCAGCCGGGCCCAGGGAGCGCAAGAACCGCGAGCCCUUAGUGGGAAGGGACGGUGCCCGGGGACGCCGCCUCUCGGCCCCUUUCUCGCUCUUCUGGAAAAGUCAGGCCAAGCGUCUUCUUUAG